Molecule: messenger RNA, 2360 nt
Organism: Salvelinus sp. IW2-2015
Lineage: Eukaryota; Metazoa; Chordata; Actinopteri; Salmoniformes; Salmonidae
Gene: kcnk1b
Product: potassium channel, subfamily K, member 1b
Biological process (GO): potassium ion transmembrane transport; stabilization of membrane potential
Cellular component (GO): plasma membrane
Molecular function (GO): potassium ion leak channel activity; outward rectifier potassium channel activity
Source: RefSeq, a predicted model, not a curated record
CCGAAUCUGUUCGUCUCCACUCGACUCUCGCUGCAAGACAACGUCAUCAAUUUGGGCACCAGGCGUGUCCAUUUAGCUUUCCCAACAGACAGAGAGACGGAAAAAACGAUUGUCAUCAUAAGCUUAGCUGUUGCUAAGGACAGCGCGUGUGAAAAUAAACUAGAAGACAUUGUAACAUUUGUGGCGUCUAGGCUAUUCAUUGUUUAUGACAAGGAUAUCAACUUGUCGAUUCAAGAACUCUUGGAAAAUGCUACAAUCUCUAACUAGUAAUUCGUGUGUGCGAUUGAUCGAAAGUCACAAAUCGACAUGGUAUUUUUUGUUUUUAGUCCUGGGCUAUAUUCUGUAUCUUAUAUUCGGAGCUGUUGUCUUUUCCUCGGUGGAACUGCCUUAUGAAGACCUUCUACGCCAGGAGCUCCGAACCAUCAAAAAACAGUUCCUCCAAGAUAACGAAUGUCUGUCGGAAGAACGCCUCGAGGAGUUUUUGGAGAAAGCGCUCGAGGCCAGUAACUAUGGAGUGUCCAUUCUCAACAACGCAUCGGCAAAUUGGAAUUGGGACUUCACCUCCUCGCUGUUUUUCGCCAGUACUGUAUUGUCUACCACAGGAUAUGGCCACACCGCUCCACUCUCCGAUGGAGGCAAAGCCUUCUGUAUCGUCUACUCUGUGAUCGGCAUCCCCUUCACCCUCCUCUUCCUCACCGCCGUGGUCCAACGCAUCAUGGUCUUCAGCACGCGCCGUCCAGUCAUGUACGUGUCGACCCGCUGGGGCCUGUCCAAGCCUCUCGUAGCCGUGGUCCACGCCACAAUCCUCGCCAUCCUGGCUGCUUCCUGUUUCUUCCUCAUCCCGGCGGCCAUCUUCUCCUCCCUAGAGGAGAACUGGAACUUCCUGGAGAGCAUCUACUUCUGUUUUAUAUCACUAAGUACCAUCGGACUGGGAGAUUAUGUACCAGGGGAGUCCUUCAACCAGAGGUUCAGACAGCUCUAUAAAGUCGGAAUCACUGUCUACCUCCUUCUGGGCCUGGUUGUGAUGCUGGUGGUCCUGGAGACGUUCUGUGAGCUGCAGCAGCUGAAGACCCUGAGGAAGAUGUUCUAUCUGAAGAAGGAGAAACCACAGGACCGCCUGGCAAUACUGGAGCACGACCAUCUGUCCUUCACCUCUGUGUCCCACCAGACCAACUCCACCUCGCUCAGGGAGGACAAGACUAAGGACGUACCCUUCGUUAGUGUCCCCGUGCUGGCCUCGCCUGGUGGAGAUGACCCCAUGAUUAACUAGAAGGGGGGAAAUAGUUAAAAUGUUGCAGUGAAAUAGGCAGGAAACUAGGGAAGGACAAGGAGAGUACUGAAGGGGGGGGGAUGGUGAAACCAAGUUUGCAUCCCAUUUCGCUAUCCUUCUUUUGAAGUGUGCACUGCCUAUCAUGAAUUCUCUAGGUGAAACUUUAACGUUAGCUGAAACUCUCCCCAGUGAACGCUUACACCAAUUCAAUGCUUUUUAAUGAAAAGGGUAGAGAAUUGGGAUGCAACCUACGGGGGGGGGGGAUACAGAGGACUCUCGUAGAAGGAUAUUUGUGACUACAUAACUUAAGCUUCAGCAUAAGGAUGCAUUUUAAAAACAAAAGCUCAACUUCAAACCAUUGUUGGUAAUGUUGAAAUUGAACGAUUGUCUUUUAGCCCUUCAUCAUCCAUGAGAAAUUUAACUAUCACUCUCUUAAUGAUGAAAAAUGAACAUAUUGUGCUAUACUGCAUAAACAAGAUCUGUAUUCACAGACAUAGGAAAAACUUAAUAUAGCCUUCAUAUGUAUAGCUGAUAUGUACGCUGGCUAACUUAAUGGUAAGGGAAACGCCUGCUAUAGCUUCGUGCAUUUUCAAAAUCCUCGCUCAGAACAGCCAUGCUAUCAGCUGUUCUCAUGGAUGGAAUAACAUUAAGCACAUACUGUAUCUAUAAUGCAUUAUGAACUCGCUCAGAGCAAGUUAUAAGGCAGUCGUAAUACAUAAGCACAGAUAUGGGCUUCAUAGAACUGACUUGACUAUAGCACAUUAGGGAACAUUUAAUAGGACAUCCACCUUGUAAAAUGUAACUGAAUGUCACAUUGUGCCGUAAUGUGUCUGUAUACAUAUACCUUAAGUACUAUUUUACAGGAGUUUAAUGGAACACAUGUAUUCAGGUUAACUGUAUCAGGUAUACAACAGUAGCACAUUUCAUUGUUGUAAAUGCUCUGUGUAUUAAUUACAGUAAGACAUUUGUUUGAUGCUAGUUUAAAGUACAACUUGUAAUGUUAUUUUAAGGUAGUUAAAUGUUUCAUGUCUUGGGCUGUACUGUGUGUAUUUAUCAUGUUGAUUCGUCUAAAAGAAAGGGAUUUACUGUG